GAGAGAGAGUUGAGUUAUACGAGUGGUUAUGGAAAAUGAGAGAGAGCGAGCGGUCUGAUGAGCGGUAGAGAAGAGAGUAGAGAGAAAGGUUUCCAAUUGGAACCGAUCAUUAUCAUCUUCAUCGUUUCUUCUUCUGAGAUUAUUAUUGAAUUUUGCUUGUAAAGUUUUGAUUUUUUAUUUCAUCUUUUUUAUUAAAGUUUUGAUUUUUGAUUGAUUAAGAAAGAGAGAGAGAGAGAGAAAUGGAGUUGCAAAUGAAGGUGGCUGAAGCGGUUCACGUUCUGAAUCACGACAGUGAUUCGUGCAACCGCGUGGCAGCGAAUCAAUGGCUGGUCCAAUUUCAGCAGAGCGACGCCGCAUGGGAAGUGGCCACUUCCAUUCUCACUUCUCCUUCUUCCCAAAAUUCAUUCCUUUCUCAUUUCGAGCUCGAAUUCUUCGCUGCCCAGAUUCUCAAACGCAAGAUCCAAAACGAAUCCCAAUUCUUACACUCUCCUGUUAAGGACGCUUUGCUUAAUGCUCUUCUCCUCGCCGCCAAACGAUUCAGCUCCGGCCCUCCUCAGCUUUUGACCCAAAUCUGCCUUGCACUCUCUGCCCUUAUACUUGGUGCUGUUGAGCAUGGAAAACCUAUUGAGCAACUGUUUUACAGUCUUCAGAAUCUUCAGACCCAGCAAGAUGAUGGUAAUAUUGCUGUUUUGGAGAUGCUUACUGUUCUUCCUGAAGAAGUUAUUGAAAAUCAACAUGGUGGUGAUACUAAACUCACAUUAACCAAUAGAACUCAAUAUGCCCGUGAGCUUCUUUCCCAUACUCCUAUGGUUCUUGAGUUCCUACUACAGCAAUCCGAGAAAACCUUUGAUGCUGCUAUGCAACUACAUGAAAGGAAUAGAAAAAUUCUCCGUUGCUUUCUCAGUUGGGUUCGAGCUGGCUGCUUCUCAGAGAUUCCUCAUGGUUCAUUGCCUGCACAUCCACUUCUUAAUUUUGUAUUCAAUUCCUUGCAGGUGAAUUCUUCAUUUGAUUUGGCUGUUGAAGUUCUUAUUGAACUUGUUAGUCGACAUGAGGGGCUACCCCAUGCGUUGUUAUGUAGGAUACAUUUUCUUAAGGAAGCACUUCUUCUUCCAGCUCUUAACAAUAGAGAUGAGAAAGUUAUUGGUGGUAUUGCAUGCUUAUUGUCAGAGAUUGGGCAAGCUGCACCAUCAUUGAUUGUAGAAGCAAGUGCUGAAGCACUUGCACUGACAGAUGCACUUUUAAGUUGUGUUGCAUUUCCGAGUGAAGACUGGGAGAUAGCAGAUUCAACUUUGCAGUUCUGGUCUAGUCUUGCAAGCUAUAUUCUUGCUAUUGAUGAUGACAGUGCACAGAAAAGAAAGCAUGCUGAAGACAUGUUUUCUACAGUAUACUCAACAUUACUCGAUGCCCUCUUAUUGCGUGCUCAGGUAGAUGUAGCAACUUUUGAUGACAAAAGAGGAGCCGCAGAACUGCCUGAUAGCCUUGUCCACUUUAGAUCAAACCUCGUUGAACUUUUGGUGGAUAUUUGUCAGCUCUUAAGAUCUGCUAAUUUCACACAAAAGCUUUUCUUUGGUGGUUGGGUCUCUCAGAACGUACCUUGGAAAGAGGUGGAGGCCAAAUUGUUUGCUCUUAAUGUGGUUGCUGAGGUAAUCCUACAAGAGGGCCAAACUUUUAAUUUCUCUAUGGUCAUGGAAUUGGUGAAUUUGCUGUCCACUAGACCCUCUGAUGAGCUUAAGGGCUUCAUAUGCAUUGUUUAUAGAUCACUUGCAGAUGUAAUUGGUUCUUAUUCCAAGUAUAUAUCUGCUUUUCAAGUAGACACCAGAUCCUUAUUAUUAUUUCUUGCCACAGGGAUAUCCGAACCUCUGUCUUUGAGUUCUUGUGCAUGUGCCCUCCGUAAAGUCUGUGAAGAUGCUUCUGCUGUGAUUUAUGAACCCACUAAUUUGGAGAUUUUGAUAUGGGUAGGAGAGGGCCUGGACAAGAGGCAGUUACCUUUGGAUGAUGAGGAGGAAAUUGUCAAUGCCAUAAGUCUGAUUCUGGGUUCCAUUACAAAUAAAGAUUUAAAGAGCACCAUGUUGGGUCGAUUGCUAUCUUCUAGCUUUGAUUCUAUUGGAAAACUUGUUGAUGAGAACAACCGCGGCCUAAGAGCAAAUCCAGCUGUUUAUACACAAAUUUUGAACUCUGCUGCCAGAGGGUUGUACAGAAUGGGAACUGUAUUCAGUCACCUUGCUACGUGCCUACCAAGUGGGCCUGCUUCAGAUGAUUCUGUACUUUCCCUACUUAGAUUUUUUUGGCCCAUGUUGCAGAAGCUUUUCAGGUCUGAACACAUGGAGAAUGGUAAUUUAGCUGUAGCAGCUUGUCGUGCUCUUUCACAAGCAAUUCAAACCUCAGGACAACACUUUGUAACAAUACUGCCUGAAGUACUAGAUUGUUUGUCAACAAAUUACGCAUCAUUCCAAAGUCAUGAAUGCUUCAUCAGAACAGCUACUGUUGUUCUUGAGGAAUAUGGUCACAAAGAAGAGUAUGGACCUUUGUUUGUCACCAUGUUUGAAAGAUUUACUCACGCAUCGUCAGUAGUGGCUCUCAAUUCUUCGUAUAUAUGCGACCAAGAGCCUGAUCUAGUAGAGGCAUACACAAAUUUUGCAUCCUCUUUUGUCCGCUGCUGUCAUAAGGAUGUACUGGCUGCAUCUGGUUCGCUUCUUGAAAUUUCCUUUCAGAAAGCAGCCAUAUGUUGCACGGCUAUGCAUCGUGGAGCAGCACUAGCAGCAAUGUCGUACUUGUCUUGUUUCUUGGAGGUGGGUCUGACCUUUCUUUUGGAUCCUAUGACUUGUAUCUCCGAUGGAUCAUUUAGUGCUAUGAUCGUUCAGGUCAUUUCUCAUUGCGGUGAGGGACUUGUAUCUAAUGUUGUAUAUGCUUUACUUGGCGUUUCAGCAAUGUCGCGGGUUCACAAAUGUGCUACAAUCUUGCAACAGUUGGCAGCGUUUUGCAGUUUAAGCGAGAGAACAUCAUGGAAGGUUAUUCUUAGUUGGGAAUCGUUGCACGGAUGGCUGAACUCAGCGGUGCAAGCUCUUCCUGUUGAAUACUUAAAGCAAGGGGAGGCAGAGACCAUAGUGCCAGAUUGGUUCGAGGCCCUGGCAGGUGCAGCCUCAGAUUAUGUUGAGAGCAAGAGCCGAGAUGCGCUGCAGAAUGAUUACACUUACGGGCAUAUGCAAGGCAAAGGGGGAAGAAUGUUGAAGAGAUUAAUUCGCGAGUUCGCUGAUAAUCACCGAAAUGUUCCAAAUCUGACUUGAUAGCAGCAGCCACUAAAUGCAAUUUGUCUAACCAUAGAUUAUGAUGAAGAAGAUGAAGAAGAGGAUGAUGAUGAUGAUGAUGAUGAACAACUACAGGGGAAUGAAAUCUCUGGUGUAGUUGGUGAUGAUAAUUGUGAUGGCGCGCAUUGGCUUACCAUUUGAUUUUAAGCAAAAUUUGCAGUACAUAAUUUAGAUUAAUAUAGUUGCACCCCAAAUCUAAUAUUCUUGUACAGUGGGUGAGUGAGUGAGUAAAGAAAACAAAGAGGUGCCAAUUUUGUCAUAAUACCAGGCAUGAAACAACUAUUACAAUUAUUGUUUAUUUAUUAUUAUUAUUAUUAUUAUUAUUAUUAUUAUUAUUAUUA
Molecule: messenger RNA, 3646 nt
Organism: Humulus lupulus (European hop)
Lineage: Eukaryota; Viridiplantae; Streptophyta; Magnoliopsida; Rosales; Cannabaceae
Product: transportin MOS14
Exons: 23
Coding region: 240-3284 (1014 amino acids)
Biological process (GO): protein import into nucleus
Cellular component (GO): nuclear membrane; cytoplasm
Source: RefSeq, a predicted model, not a curated record